Messenger RNA from Centropristis striata (black sea bass), 8186 nucleotides. It is a transcript of the gene clip1a, whose product is annotated as CAP-GLY domain containing linker protein 1a. Gene Ontology annotation, cellular component: cytoplasm; nucleus; microtubule plus-end. The transcript has 27 exons. The coding region runs from base 616 to 7290 and encodes 2224 amino acids. Gene Ontology annotation, molecular function: microtubule plus-end binding. Lineage: Eukaryota; Metazoa; Chordata; Actinopteri; Perciformes; Serranidae. The record is from RefSeq and is a predicted model, not a curated record. Gene Ontology annotation, biological process: cytoplasmic microtubule organization; positive regulation of microtubule polymerization.
UGAUGACAGUGUAUGCUUGCUACGCUUGUUAGACAAUAUUUAAACUUCUCCGUGGUGCAAACCUCUACUUUGCCAUUAAAAUAUUAGCCAAGAUUACUUUUAUGCGACUCUUGUGAUUUUUUGGUUUUAACAGUAAAGUUUUUUUAAAACCUGAAAUAGUUCUGUUAGACGAGAUGGAGUGCUCCAUCUUACCGAACAUAUCAUCUUUGGUCGGCCCCUCCAGUUGACGUUCCUCUCGGCCGUUGGACAGACAGCUCCUACACUGUCUGUGAUACUGGGCUGUGCUGCCCGUGGAUCCUAGCACUUAGUCGUCGUGGUUCUCCACUUAGCUUGCUAGCUGUGUAUUUUUUUCCUGAGAAGACGUAGGCUGUACAGAAACAUAUCAGGGUCCUUUUUGUGAGGAGCACUUUUUCUCCCUCCUCCCUUUUCCUGUUUUUUUCUUUUUGUUUCAAGUUUUUUUGUUUGUCUUUAUUUUUUUUUUGUUUAUUGAUUUUGGUGAGGAGAGAAAAACUUCGCCAUCACAGAGCUGCAACCUGUUGUUUUGAUGGUCUGGGCUCAGUCUGUACCCACCGACGGACACAAGGCUUGUGGGUCUAACAGAUCACAGGAGGAAACAUGAGCACAGCCAAGCCCACUGGGAUCAAAGGGCCCAGCAGGAUAGCUAGGCCAGGGGGGACAGCAGCCCCCAAGACCAACCCCAGUACAGCGAGUGCUAAAGUUGCUGCGGCCGACAAAUCAGCUGCAAGUGCCAAUGAAGAAGAUGCCCAAAACACUGGGGAGAGCUUUGAAAUUGGGGAGCGGGUAUGGGUAAAUGGGAACAAGCCGGGUUACAUACAGUUUUUGGGAGAGGCACAGUUUGCUCCAGGACAGUGGGCAGGGAUUGUUCUAGAUGAGCCAAUUGGGAAAAAUGAUGGUUCGGUCGCAGGGGUGCGCUACUUCCAGUGUGAAGCCCUACGAGGAAUUUUUACCCGCCCAUCCAAGUUGUCUCGCACAGAGGGAGAGGCUAAUGGAACUCAGACAGCACCCCCCUCUCGUGCCGCAUCACCCACUCCUUCAGUUGGCAGUGUAGCCUCGCAUACACCCGCAACAAAAUCAACAUUACCCUCAACUACCACGUCAACCAAGAAGGCCUCCUCUGCUACAACAGCCACACCAGCUACACCACCCUCCAACCUUGCACGCACAAACAGUGAAUCUGUCUCCAACCUCUCUGAGACCGGAUCAGUCAAGAAGGGGGAAAGGGAACUGAAGAUGGGCGAUCGAGUAUUGGUUGGUGGUACAAAGGCAGGAGUGGUACGUUUCCUUGGAGAAACGGAUUUCGCAAAAGGCGAGUGGUGUGGUGUGGAACUAGAUGAGCCCUUGGGAAAGAAUGACGGGGCAGUGGCUGGCACAAGAUAUUUUCAGUGCCAACCCAAGUAUGGCUUAUUUGCUCCAGUGCACAAAGUCACACGCAUCGGCUUCCCCUCCACCACGCCAGCCAAAGCAAAAACAACGGUUCGGAAAGUAGUGGCCACACCAUCAGGGCUAAAGCGAAGCCCCAGUGCCUCCUCCAUCAGUACCAUGAGCUCUGUAGCAUCGUCUGUCAGCGCCAAGCCCAGCCGCACAGGCCUGCUAACAGAGACAUCAUCACGGUACAACCGUAAGAUUUCGGGCACCACAGCCCUGCAGGAGGCGCUGAAGGAGAAGCAGCAGCAUAUUGAGCAGCUUAUGGCCGAGAGGGACAUGGAGAGAGCUGAGGUUGCCAAGGCCACUAGCCAUGCUGGAGAGAUGGAGCAAGAAAUUAGUCUGCUCAGGGAUGAUCAGGAGCAGAUGGAGGCCAAGAUGGAUCAGUUACGUACCUUGGUAGAAGCUGCAGACAAAGAAAAAGUCGAGCUGGUGAAUCAGCUCGAGGAGGAGCGUAGGAAAGUGGAGGACCUUCAGUUCCGUGUAGAGGAAGCUUGCAUUACCAAAGGAGACCUGGAGACGCAGACCAGACUGGAGCAUGUCCACAUUAAGGAGCUUGAACAGAGCCUACUCUUUGAAAAGACCAAAGCUGAGAAACUCCAAAGAGAGUUAGAAGACACUAGGGUGGCUACUGUGUCCGAAAGAUCCCGUAUAAUGGAUCUUGAGAGGGAUCUUUCACUGCGGACAAGAGAGGUAGCUGACCUGCAGCUGCGUCUUGGGACCCAACAGGGCUCCGAGGACUCAAACUCCACUCUAUCGCCCCUUCUGGAAGAGAUAAACUCUCUGAGGGAUCAGUUGGCUACCCAAGAAGCUAAACAGCAAGAAGAGCUGAAAAAGUACAAGGAAAAGCUAGAAGCUCAAGAAAAGACCCACAGUGAGGCAGCUGCUCAGCUUCAGGCUUCAUCUGUGAGGCUCUCUGGUGACAAUGAGCAGUUGCAGAUGCGUUUAAGCCAGGCUGAGAAGGAGAAUGCUGACACUAUCGAACUGUGGCGUUCCAAGAUGGAGUCUGCCAUUGCCUCUCACCAGCAAGCCAUGGAAGAGCUGAAGGUGUCUUUCAGCAAAGAUGAAGGUGCCCAGACAGAAGAACUAAUCGAAACCAAAAGUGCACUGGAGAGGCUGAAGAUUGAGCACAAGUUGGCUCUAGAGGAGGCAGGAGCCAAACGUGAGUGUGAUGCUGCCACUUGGACUCGGGAAGUGCAGGCACUGAAGGCACAGCUUUUGUCUCUGCUUGAGGACAAGGAGCGACUGGAGGAGUUGCUACGGUCUAGUGUUGAAAAAACCGAAGAGCAGCACCUUGUGGAGAUGGAGGAUGUUCUUGGAAAACUUCAUACUGCUGAACUUAGGGUGAAGGAGCUUGAAGAGAAAGAAGCGAUGUUGGCACAACAGGCCGAAGAUAAGGACCGAGAAACCAAAGAGAAAAUGUCAGAAAUGGUGGCUCUGCGCAGCCAAGUAGCACAAGGUGACCAGGAGCUUGUGACCCUGAAGAGUCAGUUAGAGGUGGCUCAAAGCCAAGGGAACAACCAAGGUGCCAAGGUUAGUGAAUUGAGCUCACAUUUGGAGAGCCGACAGCAGGAAGUCCUCUCUUUGCAGCAGAGUCUGACCACUGUACAGCAGGAGAAGGACACCCUAGAGCAGGAGCUUGGAGGCCUGAAACAAAGGUUGGCUGAAAGCACAGAGGAGAUGACUAAAUCAUCAAAUACUAUGCAAGAAACUCUUGAGAAGCUCAGUAAGAAGGAAGAGCAGUGCACAUCUUUGACUACAGAAGCAGAGUCUCUAAGAAGUCAACUUGCUGGGCUGGAGAGGAAGCUGAAGGCUACAGAUGAAAAGCUUGAGCAGCUUUCAAAGGACAAAUGCAAGCUGGAAAAUGAUAUUUCAGACAUGAUGAAGACAUCGGGUGAUAGUUCAGUACAGCUGACCAAAAUGAACGAAGAGCUCAUACAGAAAGAAAGGAGGCUUGAGGAGUUACAGAGUCAGCUAUCAGAGGAGAAGGAAAAGGUGGCACACUCAAAUGAGCAACUCCAGCAGGAACAGUCCCGCAAAGAGCAGGAGCUGAAAGAAACCAGAGAGGCACAUCAGUCUCAAAUAAGUAGCCUUCAGGAGAACAUCACCAACUUGGAGAAGACUGUUAAACAGGGUGAGACCCAGGUUGAGGAGCUCAAGGCUUCACAAGAGAAAUCCCUCUCUCAAGCUUCAGAGCUCCAUGCGAAAGAACUUGAGGUUCUGCGAAAUCAGGUUGGCAAGUUGAAGCAGGAGCUCUCCUCCUCCAACGACAGAACCCAGGAGCUGGAGAAGUUGGUAUCUGAACUGCAGCCGUACAAGGAACAGGUUCAGUGUCUUUCUGCUGAGCUUGACUCCUCCAAGCAUGAUGUUGAACAUGUAUCCAAAAAACUGGAAAAGCAGAGGCUAGAUCUGGAAAAAAUGUGUAAGGAAAGUGAGAAUGUUAAGUCUGAGAAAGGCACACUGGAGAAACAGCUUUCAGAUAUGCAGACUAAACUCUCUGCACUUGAGGUUAGUCACCAGGAGCUUUCAGCCCAGAAUGAAGAACUGCUAAAAACCAGAGAUAAGCUUUCAAAACAUCAAGAGGAACUAAUUGCCAACAACAAGUGCUCAGAUGAAGAAAGGACUUCGUUGAAUAAGGAGUUGGAGAAGCUCAAAGGUCUUCUCCAGGAAGUCCAGACUGACAACAAAAACCUGAAGCAUGCUAAAGGUGAAAAACAGGCCCAGAUUGAAGAGCUUCAAAGACAAAAUGCAGAAAGAGAGGCUAAAAAGAAGAAACUAAAUGAGGAUUAUGAAAAUGUCUGCAAAGAGAAGAACCGACUCGAAGAUGACCUCAAUGACAGCAGGUCAAAGUUCGCAUGUGAGAAGGACAAUCUAAUUUUAGAGAGAGACUCUGCUAGAAAUGCCAAAAAAUCUCUUGAUGCUAAGAAUGCGGAGUUGCAGGCUAAACUUAAAUCCUUGAACUUAGAAAAAGAAGAUCUUACAAUGAAGAACACCCAGCUGCAGGCCCUCACAGAAACACUAGUGAAAGAGAAGGAGGAGAUGUCUUCCGAAAUCAGUGCUGCUGUGUUGGAUAAAAAGGGCCUUGAGACUGUGAAGGAGGAGCUCCAGAAUAAGCUCAGUGUUACCAAGAAAGACUUGGAGAGCUCUGUCCGUGAAUGUGAAGAACUUAAAGCCUCCAAAAUGAGCCUGGCACAGAUGCUGGAAGAGUUCAAGACAAGCAGUCAGGUGACUGAUUCUGAGAGGCUUCACCUUCUGCAGGAGAAAGAAGACUUACUUGCCAUCCAAAGAAAAGUUGGUAAUGAGAAAGAAGAGGUCCUCAGAGAGAUAGAAGAAUUAAAGGAAAAGCUUCAAGUCUCAACAGAGCAACUGUCUAAGUCCAACGAGAAAUUCACAGAAGCAUUAUCGUCUUUUGAGCAAGAGAGGCAAGCAUUCCGCCUUCAGAAUUCUGAAGCUGAGAUGGCUCUGCAUGUUGUUCGAAAAGAAAAGAUGAGCCUGGAUUCAGCAUUAGAGCAGCAGAAAAUGGAUUAUGAGCGUUUGGCAGGGGAAAAGGGAGAAUUAGAAGAGAAACUUACAAAAACAAUAUCUGAGAAUAAUGCUCUUUCUCUUGAGCGUGAUAAGCUAGCUAGUGAAGUACGAACAAAUAAGGAGCAGUUGGAUAGUAACUCUAGAGCAAAUGAAGUCUCUAAUCAAGAGAAGUCUGAUUUAACAACAAAGCUAGAGGAAACCAAACGCCAAAAAGACGAAGUUGAAGCAGAGAUGACCUCUUUGAAACGAGAAAAGGCUGACCUACAGAAUGAGCUGCAGAAACACAAAUCUGAUAUUGAAAAUCUCGAAAGGGGAAAAAAUGAACUCGAUCAAGAGCACAGUAAAAUAAAAAUGGAUUUUGAGAAGGCUAACUCAGAACUAGUUCAGCAGGUUGAUAACCUGACAAAAGAAGUUCAGCAUCUGCAAUCAUUGCAGACUGAAGCUGACAACAAAAUGCAGUCCUUGCAAAAAGAGAAACACGAUCUGCUUCAGGAGUUCCAGGAGUUAAAGUGUCAGACUGAAUCCGUGUCAGAGGCCAAGCACCUUCUGGAGACACAGCUACAGGCUGAGUCUUGUGAACGAAAUAAGGCGAUAUCUGACAAAGGGGAUCUCUCCAAACAAAUUGAAGAGCUGCAGAAAACAUUGUCCAAAGCUACACAAGAAAAUGAAAAGAUUUCCUCCAACCUUAAGGAUGGUGAUGAGCAAAUGAAGUCCGUUAUGAUGGAUAUGGAGUCUUUGAAAACACAAUUGAAGCAGCGAGAGCAACAAACUAGUCAGUUGACCGAAGAGAAAGAACAGCUAUUAUCUAAGCUUGAGAAUUUAGACAAACGGAUGACCUCCCUGACCACAGAGAAGGAAGACCUUUUAGCUGGACAGUGUAAAUUGGAGCAGAACAUUUCUUCUUUCCACACAAGCCAAGAAAAUUGGUCCUCAGAACGGUCGAGACUCCUUGGUGAGAUAGAGAAGUUGCACACUAGCCAAAAACAACUCGAGGUUGAUCUCAAGGGCCUACAAACAGAUAAAGAACUUUUGGAGAAGCAAUAUAAGAACGCUGUUGCGGAGGUAUCGGCUUCUGCCCAUGUGAAAGAAGAGAUUUCCUCGAGCAUCUCAAAUCUAACCGCUCAGAAGGACGCUCUGCAGGUGGAGAAAGAUGCAGCCACCCAGCAAGUCAGGCAGCUGGAGUCCCAACUAAAAAAUGCCAUUUCUAAGCAGCUUGAGGCUACAGAGGCCUCUGGCAAGACUGCUGAGGCUCUGGAGCAGCUGACAAAAGAGAAAGCCGGUUUGAUACAGGAGAAGAAUGAAGCCCAGUCUUUGUUGGAAGAAAUCCGGAGCUCCAAGCAGAAGAUGGAGACAAAGCUGGAAACACUGAAGAAAAAUAAUUCCAAGUACCAAGAAGAUCUGAAUGUAUCCAAAGAGCAGCUUUGUAUCGAAACUCAGAGAACUGAGAGUCUGUGCAAGGAAAUUGAGGAGCUUAAAGAAGCAGUUUCUGUGAAGAGUCAGUUCCUGCAGACGCUACAAGAUGAGAACAACAAGCUGACUCUGGAGCUUGAUAACAAUCAGAAAGUUCAAAGUGAUCUUGUGAAGCUCAAGGAUGAGAACUCGAAACUCAAAAAACAGUUGAAGCAAAGCCUGCCAAAUAAUGCCUUCAGUGACAGCACCUUGAAGGAGGCGUUUGACAAGGAGAAGGCUUCCCUCCAACAGUCCAUCCAUAAAAACAGUGCCUUAAUUUCAGAAAAGGACCAGCAAGUUGAAAACCUGAGGAGUGAGCUGGCUGGACUGCGUGAGGAAAGUGAUUCAGUUAAGACAAUGCAGGGUACAAUUCAGGCCUUGGAGCGGGACAAGGCUAGUCUACAGGACCGUGUUCAGAGACUGGAGAAGGAGCUGGCUGCAGGGCCUGAUUUCAUCCACAAGUCCCCAGGUGAUGCUGUUUUAGACCAACUGAAGGAGGAUAAAGAGACUGCAGAGAGUCAAAUUGAGUUCCUGAAUUCAGUCAUCGUUGACCUCCAAAAGAAGAAUGAGGAACUCAAGGACAAAUUGGAGAAAAUGGCAGCUGCCGCUCUUAACGGAAAUAAUCCAAGUGAGCUGGAUAACUAUGAUAGCCAUGACAAGGAAAAGAAGAAGCUUCCCCCGAGGCUGUUCUGUGACAUCUGCGACUGCUUCGACCUCCAUGACACCGAGGACUGUCCCACACAAAUGCAGAUGCCCGACUCCCCUCCACACACCACCUACCACGGCAAUAAGGGCGAAGAACGGCCCUACUGCGACAUCUGUGAGGUCUUUGGCCACUGGACCGACUCCUGUAAUGAUGACCAGACCUUUUAAGCCUUUUUCCCACCCCCGUUCGCACAAUCAGUAUAUUUGCACAUCAUGUUAGAUUACGCUCUGCUUGUGGGGUUUUGGUUUGUGUGUGUGCAUUUCACGUGCUUGUUUUUGCCAAGCGUCUUUAUUGUCCAUGCGAGUCCUUAAGCGCUCUUAUGGGAGAAGGGUCUCCUCAGAAUCUCUCUGCAAAAAUUCAGACAUCCAUAAAAAUCAUAAUCUACAGUUAAGUGUUUGUAUUUGUAAUUGUAAAUUACUUUGGCGCAGACAUGUUUGAUAUCCUGGGAUUGUGUGAGUGAGGAGACACUGUAGGUGGAUGUUUCAUUGUGGGUGAAGCGAUGAUCUCUUAAUGAUCAUUUAAUUUAUCAAUGUGCUAAUAUUGUUUGCACAGCGUGUUGGGGAGUUGCAAAGAUAAUAUAGUAUCAUAAAAGGUGUUUAUUUGAAGCUGUAAAUUACUUGAUUGAAAAAAAUAUCAGUUUGCGCAAAAAAAUUGGUGAACUAUAGUUUAUUUUUUUAUGCCUGGAAAUAAUCUGUACUCUUUAAAGGUUUGAUAGUAUGUGUGUCAUUUUGUGAAGGGUGAUCACAGGGGAGAGAUUUUCUCACUCUUGCCUGCAGUGGAGCAGUGAAACCCAGUGCUGUUUGGCUUUAAUAUUAACUUUUUUAAUGGUCUUCAUGAAGGAACUGAUGGACGAUUGUUUAAAAAAAAGGAGCAGUGAAACUUUAAAGCACUUCACACUUAUUGUAACCCCUCAGUUCCAGUGAAAUGGCCUUUCCAAAAGGGUUCUUUGCAACUAAAAGGUAAUUUCUGUAUGAAACGAUGAAACACUUAGGCAUUUCUUUAAAAAUGUUUUGAAUAUCUGUAUAAAAAAAUAAAUGAAAUUUAUGUAUAAAUUAAAAAUCAA